Messenger RNA from Peronospora farinosa, 1896 nucleotides. Lineage: Eukaryota; Oomycota; Peronosporomycetes; Peronosporales; Peronosporaceae. The record is from the annotation of a GenBank genome assembly.
AUGAGUUCGCCCCCUUCGUCGUCGCUGCCUCCACCGUCGCCCGUGACGCUCGAUCCUGUAAAAGAAGUGCCUCGUGCCCUUCAAAUCGUCAGUAUAAAUGAGGAAGGUACAAAUUUUACAUUAGACGAAAAAGCGCUCCGUGAUAUCUUUCACCAGGUCCCAGAAGAUAUGAAAGUCGCUAUUUUUUCCGUCGUGGGCGCUUUUCGCACUGGUAAAAGCUUCAUUCUUGACUUAUUCUUACGCUAUUUGCGACAUGCAAGUUGUGGUCCGAUGCUGAAACCUGAUGGAGCGCAGGAUGAGAGUACGGAAGUAUGGAAAGCCUGGGUUAUGGAAGGUGUAACGGGUAGUGGAGAAGUAAAGCUUGAAGGCAAUUCAAAUGUGGAACAGACCCAUGGAGAGAAGGGGUUUUCAUGGAGAGCAGGAAGGAAACGUAAUACAACGGGUAUUUGGAUGUGGGAGACGCCUUUUAUUCGCAAAUGCCACACGGGUGAAGAUAUUGCAGUGUUUCUCAUUGAUACACAAGGCAUGUUUGAUUCAGAAACAUCUCAGAUGCUUACAGCUAGUAUCUUUGGACUCAGUACAUUAUUGAGUUCGUAUCAGAUUUAUAAUGUGGACAAGAGAGUGCAGGAAGAUAAUUUACAACAUCUUGCGCUGUUUACGGAAUAUGGACGAAUGGCAUUAUUUCGAGAUGAUUCGUCGUCGUCGUCUUUGACAGACAAGCAGCAGAACUUGCAGCAUGCAGCGUCGACGGCUUCGACGGUGACGUCGGAGGCUUUGCAUGAUUUGGACAAGACGACGUCUUCAGUGAGUGAGAAAAGCGACGUGGAAGAGAAGGAGGAGAACGAGGACAAGGCUAAGGAGGAGGAGGACGACGACCACGUGCCCAAGUACCCCUGCCCGUUCCACCGUCUUGACUUCUUGGUGCGUGACUGGCAGGAUUAUUCGCGGAACCAGACAUUGGCUGAAAAACGUGAGGACAUGAAGCAGUAUAUGGUGGAGCUAUUGUCGUCUCGCAAGCAAAAGGAUCUGGCAGACACGCGCGAACAGAUCAGCUCGUGUUUUGAGAAGGUGGCGUGCUUCUUGUUGCCCCACCCCGGUCACGCGGUUACGGAGCGUGAGUAUGAUGGAUCGGUGGAGGCUAUUGACAAUCGGUUCUUAGAGCUUCUGACGGCUUACCUUGAUGACCUCUUCACCCCUGCGAACUUGUACCCGAAGAAAAUUCAUGGAGUAACGGUAAACUCACGCGAGCUGUUCACGUACAUUAAGACGUACGCGGGACUCUUUCGUGAAGCGUCUAUCUUUCCAGAGGCCAAAACGCUGCUGGAAGCUACUGCCGAGGCAAAUAAUGUGAAUCAGCGUGAUAAGGCUUUGCUCAUGUACAAACGUGAGAUGGAGAAAAUUGCGGGGUCAAAGUGUCAAUACGUUCCAGUACAGGAGCUGGAAAGACACCACAAGAUAUGUUUGGAGGGUGCCAUGGCUGUGUUUGAUGACGGUGCACGUAUGGGCCGCCGCAGCGAGAUUGUGCGCUACCGCCAUGAAGUGGCAGAACAGAUUGAGAAGGAGCGUCACCGUUUCCUAGAGAUUAACGCUGAGCGUGACCCGUACAAAAACUUGGAGUUCUACCUGAUUCCCGGGUGUCUAGCGUUGGCGCUGCUCGUGUUUCGCAUCUCUCAGGACCUCUUCUGCUACGAGCACAUCGGCUACGAUAUUCCACUCUAUGACUGCAAGCAAGUGAGUCACACGCUAUCGCACCUGUAUUGGGCGCUGAUCGUAUUCAUGCUGUUGAUCAUGAUGUCCACUGGACAAGUAAUGUUCAAGCGCGUGAAGACAGUGAUUUCCAUUGUGAAAACCGCUAUGGACGCCUCCAAGGACGACGGCAAACGGAAGAAGGACUAG